UGUUGUCGUCUGAGUGAGUCACGCCUCCUUGCCGUAUUGAUUGAGAUUUAGUUGCAGACACUGCAUUAAUUCGAUCAUUGGAAAAGUUUUGAAACUCAUGUCACAACACCAGGAACCGGAUUUCCACGGAUAUUAACUUCUGUAUUGGUUAUCAGCAAACAUGCCUAUCGAGUACAGUUGUAUUUCCAGAGGGACAGUUGUCCUCUGUAGUCGACAGAAUGGCAUUGGUAGUUUUGAAAGUACAGUUGACUCUAUACUUCCGAAUAUAUCAACCAGCACAGAUGGCAAAAAUACCUACACAUCAAAUGAUUAUGCAUUUCAUUGUGUGGUAGACAGAGGUCUUAUAUAUAUGUGUGCUGCAUCACCAGAUUUUGGAAAACAACAACCUUACGCAUAUCUAGCAGAGGUCAAGAAAAGGUUCCAAAGUGGUCCACUUGCAAAGCAGGCCUCAACAGCAGAAUCACAUGACAUGGACGGUGACUUUGGCUUCAUCAUGUCACAGCAAAUGGAGAAGUACUCGAAGCCUGGAGCUGGAAACACUGGGGUGGUGAAGCUUCAGACACAGGUGGAUGAGGUGAAGGGAGUGAUGUCCCAGAACAUUGAGAAGGUUCUGGAGAGAGGGGACAGACUUGAUGACCUCAUGGACAAGACAGAGGAGCUUGAAGCCAGUUCGGCCUCGUUCCAGAAGACGGCCCGUCGGAUUCAGAAGAAGUACUGGUGGAAGAACACCAAGAUGACACUAAUCCUCAUCGCAGUCGUCAUUGUCAUCAUCAUCAUCAUCGUGGUGGCAGUGUUGGCAUCCACUGGCGCCUUCAAAAGCGGGGGUGGAUCAACAACAACAGCAGCCCCUGCUGUUGUCACAUCACCUUCAUCAUCUUGAGGAACUGUCCUCCAUCAUCUAAAGUAGUACAGACUUAGGUCUGUCGAAUGCCAUGGUAACAUACAUUGAUGUUCUUGUGAGGUAUCUCAUGGUCACACUUUUGUUACUCUGACUCUGGUCACAAUCUUUAAAUUUGGAGAACAAAUAUAUAUUUUGAAUUGUUGAUAUUUCAUACAUAUUUUUCCUGAUGAUCUAUCUAUUUGAUGAAUAAUCCAUAUAUAUAAUAGCUGCACAUUAUGAAAACUUAUACAGCCAGCUACAGCCAAUCAAAGGUUAAUCAUGUCUAGUGUUUUAAUGUAAAAGUCUAAAUUGAAAAUGAUAAGUGAAGAGUUGGUUUUAUGAUAUUACAUGUCGGUGCAUAUGCUCCACUGUCAGUGUUUAUAUAAUGAAAUGCAACUAUUAGUUUAUAUUCAAGUAAUACCAUUGGUUGUUGAGGCUAAACCUUUACUGGACCCAUUGUCUGUGUGUAUGCUGGGAAAUAAGUGUUAUUUAUACACUGAGGCAAGGUGAAGGGACUUUAAGCCUCAUUGUAUCAAGACUGUCCAGUAGAACAACACACUGCUACAGAUGGAAGGGAUAUCCUGAUUGUGGGACAUGAAUUUGUGUGAUUGGUUGGUUGGAGAUUGCGUCAUACAAACAGUAUCCCACAUUGCCAUAAAAAUGGAACAUGUCCAGCUUUAGUUGAGGUUAAUAAAAGUAAGAAAUCUAUUCAAGAAAUACAGUUGUUGCCUUCUGGUUGAGUGGCAACAUAAAAUGUUGUGUAAGCACCUAUAAAAAUAUUGAAUAUUGAAUCCAAGCUCCCCCACCCACCCCCA
Haliotis rubra (blacklip abalone) is the source of this 1695-nucleotide messenger RNA. RefSeq names its product vesicle-associated membrane protein 7-like. Gene Ontology annotation, biological process: exocytosis; vesicle fusion. Gene Ontology annotation, molecular function: SNARE binding; SNAP receptor activity. The coding region runs from base 161 to 880 and encodes 239 amino acids. The transcript has 6 exons. NCBI's taxonomy places the organism in Eukaryota, Metazoa, Mollusca, Gastropoda, Lepetellida, Haliotidae. Gene Ontology annotation, cellular component: membrane; SNARE complex. The record is from RefSeq and is a predicted model, not a curated record.